AUGGCCAAGGCCAGCGCGUCGCUCCCGGGCGAAGGUCGGGGCACAGGUGUGUCGGGUGAGGGAGGAGGGGUGCCCUUGGGCCCCGGCCCCAGCCGCCUGGACCGAAUCCCGCGGGACCGAUUUGAGGGACUGAGGAGAGCCUGUGACGAGGAAGGCGAGCUCAGGCGUCAGGACGGCCUGCGUCCAAGGGCAGGUGAAGAGGCAAACUCCUUGUCACGUCCUCCUGCAGCCAAGAGACGGAAGGUGGCCACCAAGGGGAAGAGAGCAGCGAAGCGGGACGUGGACGAAUUGGAGGCGCAGAGGAUGAGAACCCUCGUGUCUUCUAUGAGCCAGGAGCAGCUGGACCGUUACGAAGUGUAUCGCCGAUCAGCCUUCCCCAAGGCCACCAUGAAGCGUCUGAUCCAGACCGUGGCCGGCUCGACGGUGUCCCAGAACGUGGUCAUUGCCAUGUCCGGAAUGGCCAAGGUCUUCGUUGGGGAGGUGGUCGAGGAGGCUCUGGACGUGUGUGAGAAGUGGGGGGAAACGCCCCCACUCCAACCCAAGCAUAUGAGACAGGCUGUUCGGAGGUUACGCUCCAAGGGGCAAAUCCCCGGCAGCAAGCACAAGAAGAUCCUGUUCUUCUAG
Molecule: messenger RNA, 624 nt
Organism: Balaenoptera musculus (blue whale)
Lineage: Eukaryota; Metazoa; Chordata; Mammalia; Artiodactyla; Balaenopteridae
Product: transcription initiation factor TFIID subunit 11-like
Exons: 1
Coding region: 1-624 (207 amino acids)
Biological process (GO): transcription initiation at RNA polymerase II promoter; RNA polymerase II preinitiation complex assembly
Cellular component (GO): transcription factor TFIID complex; nucleus
Molecular function (GO): transcription coactivator activity; protein heterodimerization activity
Source: RefSeq, a predicted model, not a curated record